AUCUUUUCCCGUAGCCCAUGGACUCGCACACUCUUACACACAGUAGCUCAUCUAUGCAUUUUCUCUGAGGAUUCUCAUUUGAUUAUUUGCACUUACAAGCAGUCAAGAAAAGGAAAGUUUGCGUCUUCAAUUGAAGCAAAUUACUUUGAAUGGCUUUGGUUGUAAUUUGUGGGCAACCAUGCAGUGGGAAGUCAAAGGCUGCUCUUUGCCUGGCUGAAGCUCUGAAAGACAUAGAAUCUAAACCUACUGUCAGAAUCAUCGACGAGACUUCCUUUCAUCUUGAUCGUAACCAAAGCUAUGCAGAAAUGACCUCAGAAAAGAACUUAAGGGGAGUGCUUAGAUCCGAAGUCGAUAGAUCCUUAUCGAAAGAUAACAUUAUCAUAGUGGAUUCCUUAAAUAGCAUAAAGGGUUAUAGAUAUGAGUUAUGGUGCCUUGCACGUGCUGCAGGAACUAGGCAUUGUGUUCUCUUCUGUGAUGUUGAAGAAACCCACUGUCGGGACUGGAAUAAUGAACGUCGGGAGAAGGAUGAACCUUCGUACAAUGAUCGCAUAUUUGAAGAUUUAGUAAGAAGGUUUGAAAGACCAGAUAGAAGGAACCGUUGGGAUUCACCCUUAUUUGAGUUAUGGCCAUUUAAAGAUGGAAUAGAGAAAUCUUCUCCUGCCAUUUUAGAUCUCGUAUCUUACUUAACCAAAAAAGUGGACUCAAAAACCAAAGAUAUUAAAAUCUUGCAACCAACAAUAGCAACACAAAGUGCUCGUUUUUCAGAGGCGAAUUCACUCUAUGAAAUGGACAAAGCUACACAGGAGGUAACCAGUGCCAUUGUUGAGGCUCAGUCAUUGGCCAUGGGUGGACCUGUGACUGGACUCUCUCUUGGCCCAGACUUGCCAACUAUCAACAUUUCUAGGCCAGUUGGGUUACCGGAGCUUCGGAGGCUAAGAAAGACUUUCAUAAAGUUGACUGGCCAAUCGAGCUUAAGUGGGCCACCACCACCUUCAGAUGCCGACAGUGCAAAGAGAAUGUUUAUCGACUACUUGACCAGAGAAAUCUGAAGUGGAUGAAGAAUGAGGAUGUUACAGGCUAUGCUUUGACAUCUAACUGGCAUCCGGAUCCAGCUUUGCAUCAAGGUCGGUUUUGUGGUAAAUUCUCGACCUUUAUAUGUUAUAUAUUCCGCAAAAGAAUUGCAUAUUCUUACGAGUGAUUUGCUUCUUGAAUACCAUAUUCUAGCUUUUCGUUGCAAACUAACCAUCGUUGUUAUGGAAAAUGUCAGCAAAAAAACUAGUCUACUGUUACAGCAAACAACAUCCUCCUUGGGAACUUUUUGUCCAAAUUGCAGUUUUUUGGGGGGCAUAUUUAUAAGAAUGCUUUUUCUUUGUAACCAAAAGAGAAAUACAAUGUAUGUUGUGGUAAAGUCAGUUUUAUGGCAUUUUCACAUUGAUAUGAUGUCUUCAGCUUCACUGUAUUUUCCAACUGCAGGAAAAGAAAGAUUUUGUUGUUAUUUUUUAUUUCAUCAAUUUCUGAUUAUUAUUAAACCGAUUCAAACCCAGAUGAAGCUUUGACCAUUUAGA
Molecule: messenger RNA, 1565 nt
Organism: Cynara cardunculus var. scolymus (artichoke)
Lineage: Eukaryota; Viridiplantae; Streptophyta; Magnoliopsida; Asterales; Asteraceae
Product: protein KTI12 homolog
Exons: 2
Coding region: 150-1049 (299 amino acids)
Source: RefSeq, a predicted model, not a curated record